AGUACUGCGCACGCACUUCAUUGUUUCUCACAGAGAAACACUCUCAGGGACGGGCGACACGAUCAACAACACCCAGUUGACAAGCCAAUAUCAGCUGCUACCAAAUAGUUCGUGCCUGAUGACGAUGGCAGUCGCCAGCUCCCGAAACGUCACUGUGUUUCGUCGUAGGAAGCCCGCGGUGUUUGACUGUGCUGUGAUGUGAACUGUGAAGAUGUGGUUGAACAGCUUUAUAAUCCUGGUUCUGGCUGUCAUGUUCUGGAGGAAGCUGUCUGAACCUCUACAAGACAAGAACAAUGAAGUGGCUUUUCUUAAUACAUCUUCGCUCGUGAGGAGACACGGCUACCCCGUCGAGACCCACGAGGUGACGACUGCAGACGGCUACCGGCUGACUCUGCACCGCAUACCCGGCGGAGGGCGGCCCGUGCUGCUGCUACACGGGUUCCUGCAGAGCUCCGCCUCUUUCCUGCUCGGCGACCCCGGGCACUCUCUGGGCUAUAUCCUGGCAGAUGCAGGCUUUGACGUUUGGCUGGGAAAUUGGCGUGGAAACUUUUACAGUCAAAAACAUUCGAAUAAAUUCAUUAGUAGACAAGAAUUUUGGAAUUUCAGCUGGCACGAGAUGGGAGUGCACGAUCUCCCUGCCUUCAUAGACAAGAUCCUGCACGAGACAGGGAGGCCACAACUGAGCCUCGUGGGCUUCUCCAUGGGCGCGGCAGCCUUCCUGGUGCUGGCUUCCCAGAAGCCGCAGUACAACGACAAGGUGUCUGCCUCGGUGUGGGUCGCGCCGGCGGCCUUCCUCCAGCACACCUCCACGUCCUUCAUGGGCUACUUCUUCACUGGCGCCCAAGCCCUGCAGUCACUGCUGGCGGCAGUGGACAUAUUCCAGGUGCUACCCCGCUACUCUGUAUGGGGGAAGUUGUUCCUAAUGCUGUGUGCAAAUGAUCGAGUGACAAACAGUGUCUGCACUGCGAUCUACUCUCUCAUUGGUGGACACAACCCUUCAAAUUUGAACAAAAGUGUGCUGGCCACGGCGUACGGACACGACCCCAGCGGCACCUCGAUGAAGACAGCGGCGCACUACGGGCAGUCCGUGCAGUCAGGUUCAGGCAGUACGACUACGGCCCGGGGAACAUGCUGCACUACGGCCAGUCGCAGCCUCCCGACUACGACCUGGCCAGGAUCACCGCGCCCGUGUCCAUCUUCUACGGAGGCGCCGACACCGUCACACACCCUCAGGACGUGGAGAAUCUCUACAGCAAGCUGGUUGGCAGUAAGUCCCGGAAUCUGCACUUGCUCAAAAACUACACUCACUUGGAUUUCACGUGUGGGAUGGAUGCUCACCGGCGACUCUAUCCUCGCAUUGUGUCGAUACUCAAUACACACUAGCGUUCUGCGAAAACACAUAAACAAAUCUCAUUAGUGUGCUGAAAAUGAGGACAAAUAUGUAAAUAUUGCUGACAGAAGAUUUAUUAUUUAUAUUUUGUAGGGUUAAGAAUCCUCAGUCACAAAUUAAAAUAUAAAAAAAAAAUCUGUUCUAACAAUCAUAAAAAUAUUACAUCUAACUACUUACAAACAAAUAAAUAUUUUUUUGACAAGAACUGAAUUUCUCUUAUUUUGCUUGUCUGAAUAAAAAAAAAUUAUGUGUAAUCAUUUCUUCAAAAAAUUCGUAAUAAAGUUUUAAAUAAUACUACACAUUUCUUAAAAA
Molecule: messenger RNA, 1702 nt
Organism: Bacillus rossius redtenbacheri
Lineage: Eukaryota; Metazoa; Arthropoda; Insecta; Phasmatodea; Bacillidae
Product: lipase 1-like
Exons: 9
Coding region: 212-1417 (401 amino acids)
Biological process (GO): lipid metabolic process
Molecular function (GO): hydrolase activity, acting on ester bonds
Source: RefSeq, a predicted model, not a curated record